This is a messenger RNA of Penicillium antarcticum, 4158 nucleotides long. RefSeq names its product Arf family guanine nucleotide exchange factor SYT1. NCBI's taxonomy places the organism in Eukaryota, Fungi, Ascomycota, Eurotiomycetes, Eurotiales, Aspergillaceae. The transcript is spliced from 2 exons. Gene Ontology annotation, biological process: regulation of ARF protein signal transduction. Gene Ontology annotation, molecular function: guanyl-nucleotide exchange factor activity. The record is from RefSeq and is a predicted model, not a curated record. The coding region runs from base 1 to 4158 and encodes 1385 amino acids.
AUGCAUUGGAAAGGACUCAGGUUGGUGGCUGAUGGCAGCUCCAAGCGACAGAGUACCAUCGAAAGCCAGUCACGUCGCAGUGAACACCUACCUCGUCCAAUCCCUCCAGCCACCGAACCGAGAUUAUCCGAGUCCAGCCCUCGAUCUCCCGCCCUUGACACUCCAGGACCUCCAUCGCGGGGUCUUCAGGUACCAGAGGGGGAUGGGGUAGCUCAGUCGGACUUCGCAGGUCCAUCCUCGGGGGACACUCCUAGCUUGCGCCGCAAUCGAUUCAGCUUCAUGAGACUACGCCAUGCCUCCGAUCCCCAAAUCUCCAAGUCAUACGCCAAGGCGGGCCAGGAUACUCCUCCAGUGCCCUCCCUACCGCCUCCCAAGAUCAUCACUACCGCCCCUACAAGUCACGAACUCGACCAGCCUGUGAAACAAAGAUCCAAGCUCAACUUCCUCCCCUCGUCACGCAAACAAUCCAUGGAGGAAUUGCCCCGGUCAUCAACGGAACAACCCAGUGGCAAGUCUCGUAGGAGGGGUCAGGGAUCCACCGACUCUCAGAUGGGUGAUUCAGUUCUCGCUACGUCCCAGAGUAUUCCGGAAGAGCCCGGGCGGCUGUCAACAACCUCUCGAGGGAACCGGGAUCAGAACAACGACUCUCAGCGCUCAUCAGUGGUUGAUUCCCGGUUCUCCGAGUCGUCUCGGUCAGAUCAGAGCUAUGGAGACCAGACAGUUACGCGAACGAAUUCCCCGCGCGAUGCUCCAGGUGCAACAGCAACGAAACGAUUCCGCAUGCCACGAUUGAAACGAACGCGAAGCCCUCUAUUCCCCCUUCCUCCAAAAUUCCCGCAGUCGACUCAAGUGACGGACAAUGGUCCGAAGUUCCCCCCGGUAGAUACACCAAAGUCUGAACACUCGGAUAACCAAGAUCAAAUCUCACCACUACCUUCACCAUCUCGAUCUACGGUACAAUUGGCUCCUGCCUCGAGCGUGCCACCCUUGUUCCGGAAUGAUUCGACUAAUUCAGCCCGCUCCGUCCGAUCAAAUCCGUCAUUUAAGAACCGAGGACGAUCGUCCACCAUGGGAUCGCUGGCCGAGAACCAGGACGAUUUGACUCCACCCACAUAUCUGGCGUCUUCAGGCCGCACUUCGACAUCUACUACUGGUCGCAAAAGCUUUGGGGACAUGUUCAAUAUAACGCAACGAUUGAGACAGAAUUCAUCGCCCCCAGCACCAAGAGGUUCUCCCGGUGGCUCAUCUACGCCUAUAUCGAAACCAGAACCCCCACCAGUCCCGAAGCGAGAAGAGACGGAUACCCCAGCAACAUAUCUCAGUCGCUUGGAAAUGUGUCUCCCACGCGGCAUGAUUGCAGGCGUUCUUGCUCAGUCAGAUGAGGAAUUCUUCAAAGUCGGCCUACGGAAGUAUAUGAGAGGAUUUUCGUAUUUCGGUGAUCCCAUUGACAUGGCAAUUCGAAAACUUCUGAUGGAAGUUGAGCUUCCCAAAGAGACUCAACAGAUUGACCGGUUCCUGCAGGCAUUUGCUGACCGCUAUCAUGAAUGCAACCCUGGUAUCUUCGCAUCUCCCGAUAAGGCAUAUUUUAUUGCAUUUUCUAUUUUGAUUCUACACACCGAUGUGUUCAACAAAAACAACAAACGCAAGAUGCAAAAGCCUGACUACGUCAAGAAUUGUCGUGGCGAGGGAAUCUCAGAAGACAUCUUGGAGUGUUUCUAUGAGAAUAUCUCCUACACUCCAUUCAUUCAUGUUGAGGAUGCUAAUCUUCGAGACCGCCAUCUUGUGAAGCCACGUCGCGCUCUGUUCAAGACCGCCAGCUCCGAGAACCUCGGCCGAAUUAGCCGGGAGCCCGUCGACCCUUAUACCCUUAUCUUGGAUGGAAAACUUGAAACCCUUCGGCCAAGCUUGAAGGAUGUCAUGGAUCUCGACGAUACAUACGACCAUUUCGGUACUGCUGGUCCCCCAGAUAUGGAAAACCUUCACCAGGCUUUUACCAAGUCUGGGAUCUUGCAGAUUAUCUCCCUGCGUUCUCGGCCUGAUGCAUUCAUGCCAUCCAGCUUAGACAAUCCCCUCGACUCCAACCCAGGUUUGGUUGAUAUCAAGGUCGCUAAAGUUGGAAUCCUCUGGAGAAAGGAUCCUAAAAAGAAGCGGGCCAGGUCACCAUGGCAGGAAUGGGGUGCGAUUCUCACAUUCUCACAACUUUACUUCUUCCGCAACGUCCAGUGGGUUCGCUCUCUUAUGGCGCAGCACGAGGCUUAUGUGAAGAAUGGACGUCGCGGAACCCUUGUGUUCAGACCGCCUCUUUCUGACUUCAAGCCGGAUGCUAUCAUGUCGACUAACGAUGCUGUGGCUCUCCUGGAUACAAGCUACAAAAAGCACAAACAUGCAUUCAUGUUCGUUCGAUACAACGCGUUGGAAGAGACAUUCCUUGCCCAGAGCGAGCCCGAAAUGAAUGAUUGGCUUGCGCAUCUCAACUACGCCGCGGCAUUCAGGACAACUGGUGUGCGCACCAAGGGGAUGAUUGCGACUAAUUACGAAGGCCAGAGGUAUCGCAAGAGUCAACGGUUGGACUCCAUGUCAUCGCAAAUAUCCCAACAGACCGGCGACCUGGAGCCUGAUUCUCCUAGCAUUGAUACCGACAUUGUUGCUGGUUUUGUUGCGGCACGACGGGAGCUGAUGAGCCACAAGAUUCGCGAAGCAAAUGAAAAGCUGUUUAUUUCGCAGAAGCAACUGGAAGAUCUUUUGCAAAACGCACGGCAUUUGCAGAUUCUCACUCCGGUUCACGCUCGGGCAAGAGAAGGUGUUAUCAUGGCUGCAGGCCGGUUGUCUGCCAAGCUAAAAUGGGUGCGUCAGGAUAUCUGGCGAAACAAAUGUUAUCGCCAAGUCCUCCUUCGAGAUCUAGGGGAAGACGACGAGGCAGCGAGUGUAGUGGGAUCGAUUGCCGAGACAGCACAGUCUGAUGCUGCACGCAUGGCUUCACUGUCCGGACCUUCUGUGAAAUCGGAGCAAAGUGUGGAAAGACCCGGUAGCAUUGUGCAUACUGCAUCAAGUCGCGACCCAUCCGAGCAUCCUGUGAACCCUACAGACCAGACUCCAGAAACAGGAUUACUCACUAAGCCCUCCAAUGAAGAGAUGCGUCGUCCCAGUAUCCCCGGGUCGACUACUUCGGGUGACAUUUCUCGAAUUGGUCGUCGUCGGUCCAUCAUCACUCUUCCGGAACGCGCCAAGUCAUACUCUCCUGAUCCAACCACCAUUCAGCUUGAGCGGGAAGUUUCUGGUCUAAGUCGUGCAAGCAAGUGGGAUGGUGCCAGUCUCGCUUCGCGGGCUUCCAAGCUCACAUCUCCCGUCAGUUUCGAGGACAAUGAAGAACGCCUUCUCAGGGAAGCUGGUCUAUUGGAGGUGAAUAGCUCACCAACUGCGCGCAAAGAGGAAGACAUUGCGCCCACGGCAACCCCCGAAAAACUGCCAGAGGGACCUCCAGAUACACCUCCGGGCGAUAGACCGAGCCGCGUCCGUCGCAGCCUUCACCGCACGUUACGUGACUCUCAGGCUCACAGACAUCACUCCCAUUCAAAGAAGAACCAGGGAUCAGUGUCCAGCAUUGGUCAGGAGGAUGAAGGUCAAACGUCUGGUGAUGGUGAAGUCCUCUCGCGCAAGGCUCCAAGCUUCACCGUCCACGGAAAGAAGGCGUCUAUUAUCACCUUCGGGUCUGAGUGGCAAAACAUACCUCCCGAAGAGCGUCUCAAGCUACGAAAGCCCACUCCUCAUGAGGAGCCACGGGCCUCGGAGCCCAUCCUUGGCAGCGGCGAGUCGCUGAUGUCGGAGCGCAGCCCAGAACGCCCUCACUCAUUGCGUAGCAUGAGCACCACCACCGGUGUCAGUUUGCGUACCAACGAUGAAGCUGAGUUCAAAGACGCACGUGAAGAGCAACCCGAAGAAGAUAUCGGCCGUCCAGCUUCUCAAGUGAUCACCUCUUUCCCGAUUCCCGACGCAGAGUCCGACAACAGCCCUGUGUCACCCACAACCACUCCCAACAUGGACUACCUUUCCGCACCACGAACCGGGAGCUCCCACUCCCCAUCCUCAACCUCUCUGAACGAGCGAAUCAUGGACACCCCCUCGUCAGAAAACCUACGUGAACAAACCGUAGGCGCCUAA